This is a messenger RNA of Marmota flaviventris (yellow-bellied marmot), 453 nucleotides long. RefSeq names its product cilia and flagella associated protein 90 (gene Cfap90). Lineage: Eukaryota; Metazoa; Chordata; Mammalia; Rodentia; Sciuridae. The record is from RefSeq and is a predicted model, not a curated record.
AUGGAUGGGAGCGACGAGGAGGACGAGGAGAUCACCGCCGCCACGCUGCGGGGCGAGCCCCGGCAGCCGCCAAUCUCCGCGCUGUCCUCCUUCAGCUACGUCCCGCCGAGGCGCCAGGACCCUAAGGAGUACAGCUACUACUACCGCCCGAGCCAGACAGGGAUUGUUUCCCUCUAUGAUUGUGUUUUUAAGAGGCGCUUAGAUUAUAACCAGAAAUUGCACCGGGAUGACAGAGAACACGCCAAAGGUCUGGGUCUCCAUAUCAAUGAGGAGGAGCAGGAGAGGCCCGUGGGAGUGCUGAUGUCCUCUGUCUACGGGAAGCGCAUCCACCAGCCGGUGGAGCCCCUGAACCCGGACCACAACCGUGUGAACCACGUGGAGGCCGACUUCUACAGGAAGAACGACAUCCCCAGCCUCAAGGAGCCCGGCUUCGGGCACAUCAAUCCAGCCUGA